Molecule: messenger RNA, 906 nt
Organism: Peronospora matthiolae
Lineage: Eukaryota; Oomycota; Peronosporomycetes; Peronosporales; Peronosporaceae
Source: the annotation of a GenBank genome assembly
AUGUUCACCAGCAACAAAAGUUUUGCCCUCAUUCUCGCGGUAUCGGCUUUCUUUGACGGUACAUCUGCAAAGAAAGAAGCUGCUGAAUUCGGUGGGUUUCCUGGCAUGGGUGGCAUGGGAGGUGGAUUUCCUGGCAUGGGCGGCGGCAUGGGUGGCAUGGGUGGCAUGUCCAAGAUGAUGCCGGGCGGUAUGGGAGGUGGACUUCCAGGCAUGGGCGGUGGUGGAGGCGGCAUGUCCAAGAUGAUGCCGGGCGGCAUGGGAGGUGGAUUUCCAGGCAUGGGCGGCGGUGGAGGCGGCAUGUCCAAGAUGAUGCCGGGAGCGGGCGGUAUGGGAGGUGGGUUUCCAGGCAUGGGCGGCGGUGGCGGCGGCAUGCCCAAGAUGCCGGGGGCGGGUGGCAUGGGAGGUGGGUUUCCAGGCAUGGGUGGCGGUGGUGGCGGCGGCAUGCCCAAGAUGCCGGGGGCGGGUGGCAUGGGAGGUGGAUCUCCAGGCAUGGGCGGCGGUGGUGGCGGACUUCCUAGUAUGGGUGGCGGUGGUGGCACGGGCGGCAUGGGGACCGUAAAGCCAGCGUCUGGAACGAGCGGUACUGGUAGCCCUUAUGCUGGUACAAGCGGUACUGGUAGCCCAUAUGCUGGCACGGGAGGUGCAGGAGCCACCGGUGGUCUUAGCAAUCCGAUGUCAGGUACCCCCGGUGGAGCAGGACCAGGAACAGUACACCCAAGUCCAUCAAGUACUGGAGCUGGGACCCCUGGAGUCCCGGGAAACGGUGCGGCAAUGACGAACGGUGUGGCUGGUCAGGGUGCAACUAUGCCCAAUAGCGCCCCGACAACUGGAGCUGGGAAUGCCACGCAGGGUCCUGUUGGAGACGCUUCGAGUUCGAAACCAUAUCGUCACCUUCGGGCUGAGUAA